GCACGCGGGGCACGGCAUGCAGUGAGCACCCGCGGGAGGAGAGGGGCUCGUGGCCAGAAGCAGCGGCGAUGGGCAUCGUGUGGACUGCUGUCUAGGGCUCGUGUUCCCAGAGCGACCCUGAUCCUGAGCCAUGGGGGUGCUGAUGUCCAGGAGGCAGACGGUGGAGAGGGUGCAGAAGGUCAGCUUGGCCGUGUCAGCCUUCAAGGAUGGGCUGCGGGAGCAGCCAUCGACACGGCGUCGGGCGGAGGCGGGGACUGCACGCCAGGGGACGCUGGAGCAGGAGGUGCAAGAGGGAGAGGAGGAAGCGCUGGCAGGACCUUCCCAGCCGGAGGAGAGCAGUGCCAGCAAGGCAGCCUGGGAGCGGCUGCGGGAUGGCCGGGGCGUGGAGCCAGAGGAGUUCGACCGGGCCAACAGGUUCACGCCACCAGCCUUCAUCCGGCCCAAGAGGGAGCUCCACGAUGAUGAGCCCCCGGACAUCAGCCUGGAGCAGAGGGAGCAGAUCCAGAAUGAUGAGAUGUGUGAGAUCUGCGAGGUGUGGACAGCCGAGAGCCUCUUCCCCUGCCGCAUCUGCCACCGGGUGUACCACGACGGCUGCCUGCGCCGCAUGGGAUACCUGCAGAAGGACAGUGCCGUGGAGGUGACAGAGACGGCGCACACCGAGACGGGCUGGAGCUGCUACUACUGCGACAACCUCAAUCUGUUGCUGACAGAGGAAGAGAUGUACAGCCUGAUGGAGACCCUGAAGAACUGCAAGAUCAUUCCAGAGAGCUGCCUGACCCUGGAUGACUUUCUGCACUACAAACACCAAGUGCACAAGCAGCAGUUUGAGCGGACCAUGCCUGAGGCACAGGAGGAGCAGGCAGCCCUGCAGUUCAAUGCCCUGGACCCUGACAAGAAGGGGCACAUUGAGUGGCAGGACUUCCUCUCCCACGAGUCAAUCCAGCUGCUGCAGAAAAUACGGCCACAGAAUGCCCUUCUGCGGCUGCUGACACCCAAGGAGCGGGAGCGGGCACGGACAGCCUUCCUGGCCCUGGACCAGGACAAUGAUGGCUUCAUUGGGGAGGCUGAGUGCCGCCAGGCCCGGCACACCUGGUUCCGCAAGCACCAAAAGGAGAUGCUGUCCUGCAAUGUCAGCAUCAGCCAUGUAGGGCCCAUAUCAGAGGGCAGCCCCGCCAGCAGCAGGAACGGGAAGAGCCCGGAGAAGAUCCUGCCAGCCACAAAGCAGGAGGAGACCAGGAGCAUCGACUGGCCCGGAUUCCUGCGGGAGAACGUUGCCUACAUCCUGGCCGCGCGCCCCAACAGCGCAGCCCUGCACCUGCAGCCCCUCGCCUAG
Pyrgilauda ruficollis (rufous-necked snowfinch) is the source of this 1333-nucleotide messenger RNA. It is a transcript of the gene PHF24, whose product is annotated as PHD finger protein 24. Gene Ontology annotation, molecular function: calcium ion binding. The transcript is spliced from 8 exons. NCBI's taxonomy places the organism in Eukaryota, Metazoa, Chordata, Aves, Passeriformes, Passeridae. The record is from RefSeq and is a predicted model, not a curated record. The coding region runs from base 131 to 1333 and encodes 400 amino acids.